Calliphora vicina (urban bluebottle blowfly) is the source of this 459-nucleotide messenger RNA. RefSeq names its product pheromone-binding protein-related protein 6-like. Lineage: Eukaryota; Metazoa; Arthropoda; Insecta; Diptera; Calliphoridae. Gene Ontology annotation, molecular function: odorant binding. The record is from RefSeq and is a predicted model, not a curated record. The transcript has 4 exons. Gene Ontology annotation, biological process: sensory perception of smell. The coding region runs from base 1 to 459 and encodes 152 amino acids.
AUGGCUUUUAAAGCUUUUUACCGUUUGCAAUUGUUCCAUACAAUUUUAAUUGUCCUGUCGUUGACGGCAACAUGGACGCGUGCACAGCAACCAAGGCGUGAUGCUGAUUGGCCACCACCAGUCAUAUUAAAAAUGGCAAAACCAUUCCAUGAUACUUGUGUAGAAAAAACCGGUGUAACUGAUGAAGCCAUUAAGGAAUUCAGUGAUGGUCAAAUUCAUGAAGAUGAAGCUCUAAAAUGUUACAUGAAUUGUUUGUUCCAUGAAUUUAGUGUGGUCGACGAUAAUGGUGAUGUACAUUUGGAGACACUAUUCCAAAGUAUACCGGGCUCUUUAAGAGAUUUGCUAGUGAAGGCCUCGGAGAAUUGUGUACAUCCAGAGGGUGAUACUUUGUGUCACAAGGCUUGGUGGUUCCAUCAGUGCUGGAAGAAGGCAGAUCCGGUGCAUUAUUUUUUGAUCUAA